AUGCCCUCUUCCGACUUCUUCUGCGCCGUCCUAGACGAUACCAACCACCCCGACGAGGCAGUCGUUGUUCACCCUCGCACCACCUGGGCACGGCAUGUCGAGCGGACACGUCUCAUCCGUGGGGCACCUGCACAUGCGUGUGGCGCUGACGGCCAGCUCCAGCCGGGUCCCCUCCUUUCGACCGUGUACCAGUUCACUGAACGCCUACGCGCACACUCGAUCCGCCCAGUCCACGUCGACCUCAAGGCACUCUCGACUCCGCCUGUGGCCCAGCCAACUACUACCUUCGCUGGGAAUUCGGGACGGAGCACUUGGUCCGCUGUCUCGUGUUUCACCAAGGAGUACGACCACGCACGGGACUUUCAGAUCGUGGAGAUUCUCGAGGACGCUUUCAGGACUGAGGUAUAG
Molecule: messenger RNA, 408 nt
Organism: Apiotrichum porosum
Lineage: Eukaryota; Fungi; Basidiomycota; Tremellomycetes; Trichosporonales; Trichosporonaceae
Exons: 3
Coding region: 1-408 (135 amino acids)
Source: RefSeq, a predicted model, not a curated record